ACUCUAAAGAAGUUAAGUUAACGUUGGUACUCGUCACUUUGUCUUUGUGGUAUCACUAUCAGCAAGCGCUUGUUUUUUAAUAUUUUAUGUCAGCUAAGUUCCAAAAGGUAAGAACGUUGAUGUCCCCUGGGCCUGGCAUGCCUGGAUACAUGAAUCGCAAUCUUACCAUCCUCGAUCUUCUGCUCCAGAUUUUUACUGACAACAUGACGCAACCAGUUCCGGAGAUAUUUCACUAGCGAAAAUCCAGCAAUUGCUACCCCGGUUGUUCCGCAGAGAAUGAAAACGAAGCUCCGUACACUCCUCACAGCGGGUACCGACGACAUUUUAGAAGCUUGAAAUGUUAUUCUGGAUUAUUUCAAAUGAGCAUAGCAGGGUAUCUCCUUUAUCCUUCGUUGAUAAAGAGCCAUAUUGGUUUGGUUAGUUGAGAUAAAUGGUUGACGACAAAAUGCUGAGACAUUUUAAUUUCGAGUUUAGCGCCGUGUAUUUCGUACUGCACGAUUUCGCUGCUCCACUAUCUGCUAGCUCAUACAACUGUUCCCGCGAUCCGAUGCAUCGAGGCACUUGCAAGCCCGCUACUCCCUCGUCCCAAAGACAGAUGUAGCUACGCUAGGCAGCAGCGCUCACAUAACUAAGCUAGAUCAGCUCAGCGAAAAGUUAGUAACAGGGAUUUCUUCGGAAUGAACAUCGUCCACAACUUGCAUUGAGUAGAACGUAAAGGUUUGGCACUACUCCACACCUGAAAGAUCAUUAUGGCAUCAACGUCUUUUCAGGUAAUACAAGGUGACGAUGGGAGUCACAUAUACAAGGCUCCAAACCACUGCAGGAAAGCCUUGGAGAUGCUUGCCCAAUGCUGGCGCCAGUACCCGAGCCUCUGUGAUGCCAUCAUCAAUGUUCAAGACCUGCAGUUCAAUGCCCAUAGGGCCAUCCUUAUGGCAUGUAGUAAUUUCUUCAGCGAUAUAUACAACGCAUUGCCUUCAGGCGGUCACAAUCCAGAACUGCUAAGGAAGAGUGUCCGCCUAUCUCACCUGGCCCCCGCAUCUUUCCACAUGUUCCUCGAGUUUGCGUACACGGGAAAGCUUGAUCUAAACAUAAAGACAGUCGAGAUGUGGUUGGAGAUAGGGUUUACACUGAAGGUACCUAUGGUGAAAGACGCAGCCUGUACCUUCUUGAAGAGUCAGACCAACACAGAUAACUGCAUGGACAUCAUCGGUAUUGCUGAGAAAUAUGAUCUGUCGGAGAUCAAACACCAUGCAAAUCGGGCAAUGUGUGAACGCCUCAUUCAACUUUCUCAAUCGUUUCAUGAAGGAAAUCGUUCAGAUGAAGCUGACAUGUGUUCAGAUACAGAUGAUAUCAAUGAUGAUGGAGGAGCAGAGGACAUUGAAAAUAUUGAUGAUGAGGAGGAAAAUGAGCAGUCAUCAAGGAUACCCCAAACCAGACUAGCCAGCAAAGACAAAGCAUCUCCUCGAAGGGUGGAAACUAAAGCUGCCUUGAAAGCAGUUAACCUCAGACCUAGGAAACCUAAGAAAUCUCCAGAACCAAGGGCUCCAUCACAAAGAGUCCUCAAACAACGCGCUUUAAAAGCAAAGCAAAAUCCUAUUGUUGCCACUGCAAAAGUGAAGAAGGAGUAUCCCUGCAAAUUCUGUGAUACAAUCUGUAAGAGACAUAGUGAGUUAAAGAGUCACUAUCGGAACGUCCAUGCAAAGUGCAAAAAAUGUCAAAAGGUGUUCCACAAUGAUGAAGAACUCAAAGAACACCUAGAGGUUCACAGACAGCGUGAGUUGAAUGCCAGGAAAGUGAAGUCUUACAUUUGUCCUUACUGUGGAAAGAACUGCCAUGUGAACUCGGCAUUGAAAAUUCACAUACGCACACACACUGGGGAGAAACCAUUUAAAUGUGAUAUUUGUGGUGCCCGAUUCAUUCAGUCCAUCAAUUUGAAAAGGCAUAUUCUGUCUUAUCACAAAGAUGGCGAGCCUUAUGCUUGUAGUGUCUGUGGAAAGAAGUUCAGGGUUUUGGUGUACCUGAAAAGCCAUGAAAUAACCCAUAGCAAGGAUCGGCCAUUCCAAUGUGAGGCCUGCGGUGCCAUGUUUAAACGCAAGAGUGACCUACGAAGCCAUAGACGCGUACACAACUCUGAAAAACCAUAUGGAUGUAGCAUCUGUCAUACCAAGUUCAAGACUACCAACGAUCUCAAGGCUCACAUGCUUAUUCAUGAUGACCAGAAGCCACAUGUAUGUAAUCAAUGUGGAGCAAGUUUCAAGCGAAGUGGUCACCUCAACAGGCAUGCAAAGAUCCAUACCAAAAGCAGACCAUUUGCCUGUGAUCAGUGCGGGGCUCAGUUCAAUCGUAAGGAGAAUCUUCGUAGUCAUCAGCGAAUCCAUACAGGAGAAUAUGCAUAUAGUUGCAAAGUUUGUAACACUAAUUUCAGACACAUCAGCAGCCUCAAGAUUCAUGAAAAGAGUCAUUGGCCGGUAAAGACACCACAACCACAGAAGGAAGAGACACAGGAUGGUAUACUGAUGCACCUCCUGACACCACCCAAUAGAACAACCACUCCCAUGGUACCAACAGGUGAACAACAAUCAAUUCAAUUCAAUGCAACACAACAGGCAACAGCAGCAACACCCAUCCAGAUAAGGGUUGCUCCUUCCAAUCUACAAGAGCUAGCCGGAGGAGGAGUGGCUACUUCAAACGGCAUCGAUAUCACUCUGGUGAACUUAGCAACGGGUACCUUGAACCAACCGAGACACUCGCCCUCGCCGCCGUCGGAACCGGCUCAGCUACAACCUGUAUUACCAUCUCAUCCUAUGAUCCAGCAUCCUAGCCCCAAUCCUGCUGCGUUACUGUCCCUCAACACCACACAAGCCUUGGCCCAGGUCCAAGCGGAAGCCCAGGCUCAGAUCCAAGCUCAGAUCAAUUCACAGAGUGUUCCUUUGCAACUGACUACCCAUCAUCAUCAUGGUAAUCAUCAUGGUCAUCACCAUGGUCAUCAGCAGACUGCCCAGUCUCUCAUUGCUGGCUCAAUCCCAACAGCUACAGUUCAAGAGACAAAUCACUUUAUCUUGCAAUGAAAAAGGAAUAAUGUAUUGAUGCCAUCUGUAAUAUCUCUAUGACACAAAAUGUAAUCAAAUAUUUUUUUUUAACUGUUUAUAGACAUUUCUAUCUACUAUACCAAAUUUCCACCAUGUACCGUAUUUUAAAUGUACUAUGAAUGACAUUUUUUCUUUGAUCACAUCAUGAUUGCCACCACCUGAUUAGACCUUAAAAAAUCGUUAGGUUGCCCUCAUAAGCCCAAAAUUGGAAAGUUGGGUCGGUUUUUUUUUUAUUUAUUUUUUUUAAAUACCUUUGCUGCUGUACUGCACACAGAUAAUCAUGCAUGGGAUGAUUUAUGUAUGCAGUCAAGCAUAUAAAAACACAUGAAAGUGCUUUUUUUUUAGCAAUUGAAAACUAAUUUGAGCAAAUUCUUUGCCCAAAUCUGUUUUUCGCAUUUUAAUUCGGUCGGAUGAGGGCAACAUAACAGUUUUUUUUAGGCCUCAUAUUGAUGAGAACAUUCAUUUACAGAAACAAAAUGUCUGUAAAUUAUUAUUUAAAGAAAACAAUGUUCAUUACAUAACUGUAUGUACAUCAUGAAUCAUCCCAUACAAAAGAACCUGUGUUACUCAGAUUCUUUUCGCUGGAGUGAUAGAAGCAUAUGAUUGUUAACCUAGUUGGAGUAGCAGCAGCAAAGCCCAUUCUAUGCUUGAAAACUGAAAUGAUUAUUACAGCAUUGGACACUGGUGGAUAUUCAUGUGUCCUACAUGUACGGUAUUAAUUACAAAGUAUAAAAACAAAAUGCCUUUAUAAUCCUGAGAAAUGGAUCAGAUAUCUUGCAGAAUGGAGUUUAAAUAAUUGCGUUGAAUGUACAGGUAUUUUUUAAAAGAAUACUUGUGCUUCUAGUCUUCAAUCUACUUUAAAAUGAAUUAAUUAUGCUAAUAUAUGCAUGAAAUAAGAAUGUAGCUGUAAAUCUGCAUGUACAGGCUUGAAAGAUUUUUUCAUGUAUUUCACAUUUAAUAAAUGUGAUAUUUCACUUUCAUCAAUGGAGUGAAAACCUACUGAAUUUUCCAAAAGAGCCCUUCAUCUUCAACAUUCACUUCAAAAAUUCAAUAUAUUUUUUUAAACAAAAAAUAAAGUAAUAUUGUUAUAUAUGCACCUGAAAGAAAAAAAUGGACAGUAUCUUGGAAGAUAUAAUUAUCCAUUCUAAAUAAUCAGUGUGGUUGAUAUUUGAGUGGUUCACAUGAGGCACAUUCUAAUAAAUUGUGAAAUAUUGAAAUAAA
Molecule: messenger RNA, 4310 nt
Organism: Lytechinus pictus (painted urchin)
Lineage: Eukaryota; Metazoa; Echinodermata; Echinoidea; Temnopleuroida; Toxopneustidae
Product: zinc finger protein 813-like
Exons: 4
Coding region: 750-3068 (772 amino acids)
Biological process (GO): regulation of transcription by RNA polymerase II
Molecular function (GO): DNA-binding transcription factor activity, RNA polymerase II-specific; protein binding; RNA polymerase II cis-regulatory region sequence-specific DNA binding
Source: RefSeq, a predicted model, not a curated record